Messenger RNA from Haemonchus placei, 1128 nucleotides. NCBI's taxonomy places the organism in Eukaryota, Metazoa, Nematoda, Chromadorea, Rhabditida, Trichostrongylidae. The record is from the annotation of a GenBank genome assembly.
AUGGAUGUGGAUCAGUGUAACGGCAAUAUUCCCUCUGAAUGCGACUAUGACACAACAAAGUUCCAUCAGAUUCUUGAUCCACACUCACGUUCUUCUUCCUCGUUCACCAUUCCCAAACGCUACGUGAAUCUCAGGUUUUUAAAUGCUGGUGCUCAAGGAACAGUUGUAUCUGCUGAUGACACGGUAACUGGGACAAAAGUCGCCAUCAAAAAGAUGCAACAACCGUUUGUGAUGACGAUGAGUGCUCGAAGAGCUUACCGCGAGUUCAUCCUACUAACCACCAUCAAGCACCCGAACAUAAUCCGGCUCUUAAGUGCAUUCACUCCCCAAACUGAACUGAGUCGAUUUCGUGAAGUAUACUUGGUAAUGGAGUUGAUGAGUCACAAUCUCCACGAAGUAAUCAGCAAAUUACGAUUGGAUCAUCGUACGUUGUCGUUUUUCGUCUAUCAAAUGUUAUGCGCUAUCAAACAUCUCCACAAUUCGGGUGUUAUUCACAGAGAUCUGAAGCCCUCGAACAUCGUCGUUAACGAUAAAUGCGUGCUCAAAGUCCUUGAUUUCGGGCUCGCUAGGAAGAAGACUAUCGAUACAGCGAUGCGGAUGAGUGACUACGUAGUAACUCGUUACUAUCGUGCACCAGAAGUCAUUCUAGGCUUACCGUAUUCGGAGAAAGGUAAGCUUCCUGAGAUGGGUGGAUUCGAGGAUCAUUUUCUUCAAUUCAGGGUGGAUCAAUGGUCAAAAAUCGUCAACGAAAUGGGAACACCGGGCGAGGAUUUCAUAAACCAGCUAGGCAACAGCGCCGCUAUGUAUGUGAGAUCACUUCCAUCCCAAACGGGUAAGUCUAUCGAAGAGAUUGCUCCAGAUGCGAAUUUCCUCAAGGAAACAGAAAACGUCAAAGCCAACCUCACCGCGGAAUGGGGUCGAGACUUGCUAGCGAAGAUGCUUGUGAUCAAUCCUGACAAACGAUAUUCUGUUGAAGAGUCAUUGAAUCAUCCCUACGUGAAAGUGUGGUUCAGAGAUGAAGAGGUCAACGCCCCACAGUCUGAGAAUCGCUACAACGAAGAAAUAGACUGCGCUGACCGGCCACUGAGCGAAUGGAAAGAUUUUCACGAAGUGCAAGCAGAGAUUUGA